This is a messenger RNA of Pomacea canaliculata, 833 nucleotides long. RefSeq lists its product as uncharacterized. NCBI's taxonomy places the organism in Eukaryota, Metazoa, Mollusca, Gastropoda, Architaenioglossa, Ampullariidae. The record is from RefSeq and is a predicted model, not a curated record. The transcript is spliced from 4 exons. Bases 1 to 402 code for a protein of 133 amino acids.
AUGAGUUCAGCUAUCAGUACCGGAAAUGCUCUUUACAUCCAGAACGGCACGGACCCUGUCUCGCACUCCAUUCACAUCCCAAUGAGGGAGACUGGUCUGGCAACCACCAGCUGGACCAAGGGGCAUUGCUUUGCCUACAUGGGCAUGCACUAUUGGCACAACCUCACCGCUGACAUGAGCUGCGAAUAUUUCUUCCCGGCCUUCCUUCUGUACAACAAGGGGGCGCUGACGGCCUUCGGGUGGGCCACGGGCCUGGGCCUGACCUCCAAGCGCUUUGAGCAUCCGCCUCACGCCGCCUUCUCGUCUUUUCUGAAUCCCGUGCCGCUGUGUCUGAACCAAUACGCCCAGCUGUCCACCAUGCACAUCUACUUCACCUCUGACCCCACCGCCAUCGCGUGCUGAAGGCUGACAGGUGAUCUCCCCUGCCCGAUACCAGCACACGGAGAUGGCUUGUCAAAGGGAGAUAACUUGCUACUUGCUGUACUGUCAGGACAUGUCAGUCACCCAACAUCUGGCGGAAGUUGCAUUUAAUUGGUGUUCCCCAUGAGCACAUGUACAUCAUUGUAGGAGUCUUGUGACAAUUAUCUAAGCUAUGCUAAUGAGGAUUUAAAAAAAUUAGUUUGGAGAUGAAAAAAAAUCUCAAAAUGAAAUUAACGAAAAAACUUGAGUCGUUUUAGGGGAUGUGGAGUUUGUAUACCUAUUUCUUUUUUUUACCCCACCAUCAACUAAAAUCCUGCCAGAUAUCUACGAGUUCGACAAAAAUUCCGUGCACUUAUACUUCUGCUGUUUGUCGUUGUUCCCUGUCUACAUUAAAGAAUUUCAAUAAAAAAAAA